Messenger RNA from Larimichthys crocea (large yellow croaker), 3875 nucleotides. RefSeq names its product vesicle-fusing ATPase. The record is from RefSeq and is a predicted model, not a curated record. Gene Ontology annotation, molecular function: ATP hydrolysis activity; ATP binding. Gene Ontology annotation, biological process: Golgi to plasma membrane protein transport; intra-Golgi vesicle-mediated transport; SNARE complex disassembly. Gene Ontology annotation, cellular component: Golgi stack. Lineage: Eukaryota; Metazoa; Chordata; Actinopteri; Sciaenidae. The transcript is spliced from 21 exons. The coding region runs from base 202 to 2454 and encodes 750 amino acids.
GCUCGCGCACAUACGGAGUGAUUUUCCUGAACCGCACGCGAGCUUAUCAUAACGCCACGCUUCCGCUCGGCUCAGCCAAUCAGAGCGAGGUGCGCCGCAGCUUAUAAACCCAUCUGCUGCCGAGCCUUUCCGUUCACCGUCCCCGCUGUCCUAUGAAUCACUGACCCGAGCUGCAUACCCUGAUCUACCGCAACCGUGAAGAUGGCGGCCCGGGUCGUAAUAUUUUUCAAGACCAUGCAAGCGGCACGAUGCCCCACAGAUGAGCUGUCGCUGACUAAUUGUGCCGUGGUGAGCGAGAAGGAUCUGCAGUCAGGACAACAUGUGACUGUGAAGACCACGCCCAACCACAAGUUUGUGUUUACAGUCAAGACCCACCACACUGUGGCACCUGGAAGCAUCGCCUUCAGCCUGCCACAGAGGAAAUGGGCCGGACUCUCCAUUGGUCAGGAGGUGGAAGUGUCCAACUACAACUUUGACAAGUCAAGGCAGUGCAUCGGCGCCAUGACAAUCGAAAUUGACUUCCUGCAAAAGAAAAGUACCGACUCUUCCCCCUACGACUCAGACAAGAUGGCCGCCGAGUUUAUCCAACAGUUCAACAACCAGGGUUUCUCUGUUACCCAGCAGCUCGUGUUCAGUUUCUGCGACAAGCUGUUUGGCUUGAUGGUGAAGGACAUCGAAGCCAUGGAUGCCAGCAUCCUCAAAGGAGAACCAGCCUCCGGGAAGAAACAGAAGAUCGACAUCGGGCUGAUGGUGGGCAACAGCCAGGUGAUUUUUGAGAAGGCGGAGAGUUCAUCCCUCACACUAGUUGGAAAGGCAAAGACCAAGGAGGCGAGACAGACAAUCAUCAACCCAGACUGGAACUUUGAGAAGAUGGGAAUUGGAGGUCUGGACAGGGAAUUCUCAGACAUUUUCCGCAGAGCCUUCGCUUCCCGAGUCUUCCCUCCAGACAUCGUGGAGCAGAUGGGCUGUAAACACGUGAAGGGCAUCUUGCUGUUUGGACCUCCUGGCUGUGGUAAAACACUGAUGGCCAGGCAGAUCGGCAAGAUGCUCAACGCCCGUGAGCCGAAGGUUGUAAACGGCCCAGAGAUCCUGAACAAGUAUGUGGGAGAGUCCGAAGCCAACAUCCGCAAACUGUUCGCCGAUGCAGAGGAAGAGCAGAAGAGGCUGGGAGCCAACAGCGGCCUCCACAUCAUCAUCUUUGAUGAACUGGAUGCCAUCUGCAAGCAGAGAGGCACGGGCGCCAGCAGCACGGGCGUGCACGACACCGUAGUCAACCAGCUCCUGUCUAAGAUCGAUGGUGUCGAGCAACUCAACAACAUCCUGGUCAUCGGAAUGACCAACAGGCCUGACCUGAUAGACGAUGCCCUGAUGAGGCCCGGCAGGUUUGAGGUCAAGAUGGAAAUCAGUCUCCCUGAUGAGAAGGGCCGUGUCCAGAUCCUGACCAUUCACACCAACAAGAUGCGAAGCUUCAACCUGCUCGCUCCCAACGUCGACAUCAAGGAACUGGCAGCAGAGACUAAGAACUACAGCGGUGCUGAGCUGGAGGGAUUAGUCAGGGCUGCUCAGUCCACCGCCAUGAACCGACACAUCAAGGCUACAUCUACAGUGGAGGUGGACAUGGAGAGGGCAGAGAAGCUGCAGGUCACCAGAGAUGACUUCAUGGGAUCCCUCAACAAUGACAUCAAACCUGCGUUUGGUACAAACCAGGAGGAUUACUCCAGCUACAUCAUGAACGGCAUUAUCAAAUGGGGUGAUCCAGUCACUCACGUCCUGGACGAUGGAGAGCUGUUGGUGCAGCAGACCAAGAACAGUGAUCGCACACCACUGGUGGCUGUGCUGCUGGAGGGUCCACCUCACAGCGGAAAGACGGCCUUGGCAGCUAAGAUUGCAGAGGACUCGCAGUUCCCCUUCAUUAAGAUCUGCUCUCCAGACAAGAUGAUUGGACACUCAGAGAUCUCCAAGUGCCAGGCAAUCAAAAAGGUCUUUGAUGAUGCCUAUAAGUCUCAGCUCAGCUGUGUGGUGGUGGAUGACAUUGAGCGUCUGCUGGACUACGUCCCCAUCGGUCCCCGUUUCUCCAACCUGGUCCUUCAGGCUCUGCUGGUGCUGCUGAAGAAAGCUCCACCAAAGGGUCGGAAGCUGCUCAUUAUCGGCACCACCAGCAGGAAGGACGUGCUGCAGGAGAUGGAGAUGUUGGACGCCUUCAGCACCACCAUCCACGUCCCCAACAUCUCCACCGGGGAGCAGCUAGUCGACGCUUUAGAGCUGCUGGGGAGCUUCACGGACAAAGAGCGGGCCAGCAUCGCGCAGCAGCUCAAAGGGAAGCGAGUCUGGAUCGGCAUCAAGAAACUCCUUGUGCUCAUCGAGAUGUCACUGCAGAUGGAUCAGGACUACAGAGUGACCAAGUUCCUGUCUCUGCUCAGAGACGAGGGGGCUGAUCGCAGCUUCUAUGAGUAGACGGAACGGAGGAAUGAAGCAACCAUCUCGCCAUCAACAAGCCACCCAUGGGACAAAAUGAGGGAGCGGAGGACAAGAAGAAGAGAUCAUCCGCUUCUCCAUCCACCCAGUGAUCAAUCCGUCUGUCUGUCUAUCUAAAUCUAAUCUAAAUACACCAAUGGUUAAAGAGAGGAAACACAUGUCCUCUUUAUCUCAGCAUGUUUUUCUGUAGGCGAUAUCACGUCUCACCGUCCUCCUACUCAUCAUUAUCCUCAACUUCGCUUCAUAUGGCAGAAAACCACUGGAAGUUGUACUGUUACAAAUCUAUUAUCUGUAAAGAAACUGCAAUAGAUGAUUGUAAAAAAAAUGCUGUUUUGUGCAUCGUGCAAAAAAAUCACAAAAAAAAGCCAUGUAUGUUUUUCUCUAUCGUAUUUACUGUAUUUGUUGCAUAUCCCUGUCCUGCUAAAGAUAGUUAUCGUUAGUGUGAUAUGUAUCCUCACAAACACAAGCCGUAGAACAGUACGAGCAUAAGACUGACUCAAACCCCGAAGCCCUUUGAAUAUUUAAGAUGUGAAACUGUAGCCUUUUCCUCAUAUGAACUCUGGGCAGUGUCUGGAGAAUCAGGUCUAGACAUUGUUCAGAGUCACCCUUUCACAUAUGUAGCAUGCAACCCUAACCCUAACCCUAACCCUGAACCUGGGUAGAAAGUACAGGAGGCAAGACACAAUGCAAAAAGUACCCUUCGUCUUCGCCCUCAGAUGUUUGUAGUCGAUCUGAUUUCGUGCCUGCCGCGUGAUAGAAAGGUCAUCAGCACGCCCACUCACUCACUCACUGUGAAUUCUCCGGACAAUGACCUCCUUUAUUCAUUCAAGUGGGCUUUGUACCAGGGAGCUGGUCGGGUGAAGUCCGUUUAAUGUCCCGUCCAUCUGAUUCGGACAUUUGCAUUCUCACAUGCAGCUCCUCCGGGGUCGCUGUACACAUUGUGAAAGGGACUCAUAUGAGAGGCUUUUAGUGAAUAUGUAGUGGCUAUAAAAAAAAAAGAAGAAAAAAAAGAAGCUGUUCCAUGUGUAAAUGUAAGCCCUUUAAAUAUACAGUAAACUUGUUCAUGUUCUGUACAUAGUAUAUAUAGACAAAAUACAGUAUAUAAUGAGAAUACUUUACAUGAUCAGUCUAUUUCGUACUAUAUCAGUAUGAGUCUUCUUCCCAUAGCGCUCCGGAGUUGUUGAUUUACCAGGUUACUGUAAUAGUGAAAAUGUUGGAUUGUUGGCCUGUCUGUCUGUGACGCGUACAGUACAGUUCAGUCUAGCUAGUGUAGCUAUGGCAUCAUCAGUGUUAAUGAAAAAAAAAAGAUUCUGCACUUUUAACAUCCACUCAAAAGACCUUUAGUACUUAUCUCAAAUUGAGCUUGUGUCCGCUCGUGUGCAUGUGUGGAGGGCUAAAUG